Molecule: messenger RNA, 939 nt
Organism: Chrysochloris asiatica (Cape golden mole)
Lineage: Eukaryota; Metazoa; Chordata; Mammalia; Afrosoricida; Chrysochloridae
Product: olfactory receptor 1030-like
Exons: 1
Coding region: 1-939 (312 amino acids)
Biological process (GO): sensory perception of smell; G protein-coupled receptor signaling pathway
Cellular component (GO): membrane
Molecular function (GO): G protein-coupled receptor activity; odorant binding; olfactory receptor activity
Source: RefSeq, a predicted model, not a curated record
AUGUCCAGAAGAAACUACACUGAAGUGACAGAAUUUAUUCUUUUGGGUCUAACAAGCCGUCCGGAGCUUCGAGUUGUCUUCUUUGUGCUGUUCCUUGUGGUCUACAUGGUCACUAUCUUAGGAAACCUGGGUAUGAUUGUUUUAAUCAAAAUUGAUUCUCGGCUUCAUACUCCUAUGUACUUCUUUCUCUCAAGUCUGUCUGUGUUAGAUCUAUGUUUUUCCACAAAUGUUACUCCCAAAAUGCUAGAGAAUUUCUUAUCGGAGAAGAAGACCAUCUCAUAUGCAGGUUGUUUGGUGCAGUGCUAUAUUGUCAUUGCUGUGGUUCUUACAGAGCACUGCAUGUUGGCUGUCAUGGCUUAUGACCGCUACAUGGCCAUCUGCAACCCACUGCUCUACAGUAGCAAGAUGUCCAAGAGUGUCUGUGUCCGCCUCAUUGUUGUCCCUUAUGUAUAUGGCUUCCUCUUAAGUGUAAUGGAAACCUUGAGGACCUACAACCUCUCCUUCUGUGGUGCUAAUGAAAUCAACCACUUUUACUGUGCUGACCCCCCUCUUAUCAAGCUGGCAUGCUCUGACACCUACAGCAAAGAGUUGUCGAUGUACAUAGUAGCUGGGUACAGCAAUGUCCAGUCGCUCCUGAUCAUCCUUACAUCAUACAUGUUCAUUCUGGUUGCCAUACUCAGAAGUCGUUCUGCAGAGGGGAGAAAAAAGGCCUUUUCCACAUGUGGCUCCCACCUCACUGUGGUCACCAUCUUCUAUGGGACCCUCUUCUGUAUGCACAUGAGACGUCCUACUGAGGAAUCUGUGGAGCAGGGUAAAAUGGUGGCUGUGUUUUACACCACGGUGAUCCCCAUGCUGAACCCCAUGAUCUAUGGUCUCAGAAACAAGGAUGUAAAAGAGGCCUUUAAAAAAGCAAUAGGGAAGCACAAGCUGGGGAAAUAA